This is a messenger RNA of Carassius gibelio (silver crucian carp), 4991 nucleotides long. Its product is annotated as RING finger protein 150. The coding region runs from base 217 to 1458 and encodes 413 amino acids. The record is from RefSeq and is a predicted model, not a curated record. The transcript has 7 exons. NCBI's taxonomy places the organism in Eukaryota, Metazoa, Chordata, Actinopteri, Cypriniformes, Cyprinidae.
ACAAGCGCAAACGCUGCUGGGUCAGUCGUCAUGAUGAUAGACUACAUCUAUAAGCCACUUUUAAAGGACAACGGCGAUGGACCGGUACAUGUUUCUGUCUGACUGCUCUUUAAUUAUGUUGUGGGGUUGCCAAAUGAUGCCGUGCUCAAGGAACAUAAUCAUAUACUGAAAAAGAGGCAGGAUAAAGACAGUUAGUUUGGGAUCAUCUAAGUAAACAUGGCAAUGUCCCUAACCCAAGCCUGCCGGAGUCUUGCCCUGUCUACAUGGCUGCUGUCGUUUUGCUUCAUGCAUUUGCUGUGUCUGGACUUCACAGUGGCAGAGAAGGAGGAAUGGUACACUGCCUUUGUCAACAUCACUUACCUGGAUCCAGUCACAUCUGAGAUGAAGACAGACAAGAGUGAAUGUGGCAGAUAUGGGGAGCACUCUCCUAAAAGAGAUGCCAGGGGCUUUGUGUUUAUGCCAUCCCUUCUGCAGGACAGACAGGUGUGUGACAGUAACACUAAAUUCCUCCUUCCCCAUCCCAGCAUCCCAUGGAUAGCACUGAUAGCCAAUGGAAACAGCUCCUACAGGGAGAAGAUUAGACUGGCUGCUGCUCUCAAUGCAUCCGCUGUGGUCAUUUUCAAUGUGGGCUCCAAUGAGACCAUUACUAUGCCACAUCACGGAACCGGCGAUGUGGUGGCGAUCAUGAUUCCUGAGCCCAGAGGUCGUGAGAUCCUGGCCCUGCUGGAGAAGAACGUAAGCGUGACCAUGCACAUCACUGUCGGCACACGCAACCUGCAGCAGUACGUCAGCCGCACAUCCGUGGUGUUCGUCUCCAUCUCCUUCAUCGUCCUGAUGAUCAUCUCUCUGGCCUGGCUGGUCUUCUACUACAUCCAGCGCUUCCGCUACGCAAACGCACACGACCGCAGUCAGAGGCGAUUGAGCGACGCUGCAAAGAAGGCCAUAAGUAAAUUACAAGUGCGGACCAUCAGGAAGGGGGACAAGGAAACUGAGUCGGACUUUGAUAACUGCGCAGUGUGCAUCGAAGACUACAAACCUAAUGAUGUUGUCCGGAUAUUGCCGUGUGGUCAUGUCUUCCACAAGAACUGUGUGGACCCGUGGCUACAGGACCACAGAACCUGUCCCAUGUGCAAAAUGAACAUCCUAAAGGCCCUGGGCAUCCCGCCCAGUGCAGACUGUUCUGAUGACAUCCCUCCUGAUUAUGAGCUGUCUGUCAGCGGGCCGCCCACCAACCCUGUGACGGGCGCUAGCGAGGUCUCCGUGGGCGAGAGCUCGGUGGUCCUGGACCCAGCUGUCAGAACAAUAGGCCUGUCACACAUUUACCAUCAGAUGGACGCCUUCCUGCACAUCGCCAGCAGUGAGCACCAGUCGUCCAUGAGCACGGAUUCAGACACCUCACUCAUCAGGCCAGUGGAGCUCGUCCAGUCCGAUCCAGAACAGGACGAUGUGAAGUCUUGAAGUGCCAUAAACAGAACAGGACAAUAAAAGAACACAAGCAAUAGCAAUACAGGUGUGCAACCUCCUUUUCUGACCUCAUGGUCUCAAUCGCUGCAACAACAAAAAAACAGCUUGCUUGUUCUCUUCCUCUGGCUGUAUUGCACUCAAUGUCUUCUGUCCCAAGCUUGUGUUACCAGACUGGAAAAGCCACAUGGUCCUACAAACAAUGUUUCCAAAAAAUGUUGACUGUUUCAACUUCCCUAUGGGAUCACUGCCAGUAUACACCAGGAUAUUCCAAAAUGAAUAUAUAUGUAAUGCGUCAAUGAAGUGUGUAAAGCGGUUUGUGUGUGCUGUAACCAGCAGUUCAUGUGGUCCAGUGUCAGAUCUCCUUGUGAAGUAUCACCAGUGCUAUUCUUGCAUCUCCUCAAAUGUUAUGUUUCAGCUCACACCACAGUGAACCCAGAAACCCAGCUUAUGACACGAUGAGUGUUUCAGCAGCCCUGUCCAGUCACAAUGUGUCACAGCACUGUUUGUCAAUCACAAUGCCACAAAUGCAGAUACUUUCCGCUCAUUUUGUCUUGACUAAGUGCUGUCAUCUGUUCUGCUAGGCCACAUGCACACUGCUAAAUACACAGACAACUGCAUUCAAAUUCAACCUAAGUGACCACUAAAUAUUCAUGUCAUAUUCAAACCUGCAUGCAUUAUACACUAUUUCAUUUAGCUGGAAAUUAGUUACAGUGUGGAAUGUCAAAAAUAACUAAAGGCCCAUUCACACGCAAGAUAAUAACUAUUAGUGAUGCACCAAAAUGAAUUAUUUACAGAAAGAUACCAUUGAUACCCAAUCUAGUUUUUCACUUAGUCGAAAACUGAACACUGAAAGUUGAUUUAAUAAUCAGUUGAACUCAUAUAUCAUACAUAAAUAUUGAAAUAGAACAAGGCAGUUUUUACAUACAUUUUAAUUUUAUAAUUAUGUUUCCAUUGCAGUUUGUUGUCAAAAUAUAAAAAUCCAAAAAAUAAUAAUUAAUCGUAAUUGUAUGAGAAUAGCACAAUAUCAUUCUUGGAAUCACUUUUAAACGAUAUAUAUAUAUAUAUAUAUAUUUUUGGUUUCAUAUGUAAUAAAAUAUUGACAGCCAAUCAGAAUCCUCCUGACUUAAUAUUGCAAGCAAAAAAAUGGUGAAUAGCAUGAUUGUUUUCUUUAUGCUACAGAGCACACUGCAUGCAUUACGGUAUCCCACUGUACUAUGCUUGAUUGAUAUUAGGAUUUUAAUAUCAAAAGCAUUUUUAUUUAAAAAAUCUAAUAUUUCUUAAUAAAUUAUUUGAUUGUACUCCGUACUUAAAUGAACAACUACUGAUUCCAGGGACUUGAUUGUCAAAGUUGAAGUUUAAUAUCAUUUACACUACAUUAAAUCAAUAUUAUAUAAUAUUAUUGAUGCCACUCUCUGUCAUUUGACAGAAAUGCAGUAUUGUAAUCUUUUUCACAUGCUAUAUUUAAAAACAUUUGUCAGUAUAAAGUGUAUAGUUUACGUUUUUUUUAAUAUGCAGUCAGCUAGUUUCCAUUAUGAAGACAGUGAGUCAAGCGUGUCGAUUCAUUCACAUGUGAUGCACAGUGCUGUACUUGUCACUUCCUGACUCCUGCAGUGUGCAUGUGGCCAUUUUUGUAAUAUUCUCUGGCAUUGACGUGCUGAGUUUCUAUUUCUUUAAAAAGGAACUGCGGCAUUUAGGAUUUCAACAUUAUAUCCGCGGACAUCAUUGCUUUACUCCUUGCUAAAGAUAAAGUGCGUAUUUAUUGCAACACCAAACUGAAUAUCAGUCAGAGCAGCUGAAUUGAUCUGAGCAUCUUGUGGCGCAGAUGCUACCGGUUUGUCCAAACAAUGGAUAAUGACCAUAAAACGUUGCAGGCCAGUAAUAAAAGAUAGCAUUUAAACAGCUCACCACACUUUUGCAGAAGGUUAGCAUAUGGCUAACAGACCUGUUUGAUACAACUGUUUGCUUUCUCUGAUGCACAAUAGGAAAGCAAAAGACUACUGACAGGUUAUUUUGAUAUCAAAGGGUUUAUUUUUCUAUGAAAGAAAAAAGCCAAAAACAAAAGACACAUACUGUAUGAAGAUAAACAACACCCCUUUUAAAUAUUCAUGUUUUAUUAUCAUAAUUAUUAUUAUUUUACUGAAUAGCUUUCCAGUAUAGAGAUAUCAUAGCGUGUCGAUGUUGAAUGCAGACUUUCAGUCAGUCUGCUAACUUCAAAUAUUUAUUUAAAAAACUAUUCAUUAAGAUGAUGUUAUUAUGAAUUAUUAGUCAUUUAAUGAGGUAUUUUGCUGCAGCGGGAAAGUCUGAUGAAUAUCGGGACAUAGCGCUGGGGUCUGUGAUCCUCAUAUUCAUACUCGGUAAUAUUUAACAUAAAGGCAUCUGUCAGCCAAAAAGCACAUGAGAUUUCCCUGAGAUCUGCAGAUUUUAUUGUCUAGCAUGUAUGAGAUGAGUGUUUAGAGGAAUUUUAAUAGAUUAGAUUGUUAAGCACUUAUGACUCUGUGCUUAUUAAACAACCAUGCACAAACUACUUGACAACAGUGGGCUGGAUUCACAAAAUUAAAAAGAAAUAAUAAUAAAUUAAAUUCUAAGAAGUUUUGAAAAAUGUGCAAUUCUUGAGAAGAAAUCCAAACAUACUAAUGAUAAAUUAUAAGUUCAUAAGAAUCGUGAUAAAAUGUGCAAUUCUUGAGACAAAUUAUGAAAAUUCUAAUAAUAAAUGUUAUUUUGAAAAAUUGUGCAGUUCUUGAAAACUAUGAAAAUUCUAAUAAUGAAUUCUAAGAGUUUGUAAUUGUUAAAAAAGUGCAAUUAAUUAUUUUAAAAGCAGACAUUGUUCUUAUCUGAAAAAGCACACAAUAUUGUUGCCACAGGCUUGAUCGGAGUUCAGAACUCAAUAAGUUUUUACAAAAUAUUCUAAACUUUUUAUUUUUCUAAAGUUAAGUAGAAUUAUAUUCUUAAGUAUGUUUUGUGAAUCCGGCCCAGUGUGUUUUCAUUGUUUAAAACCAUCUGUCUAGGAAUGUCUAGGAAUAAUUUAGCAAAUCCUUCAAAGUGAUCAUACCUCGCAUUUGUUAUUUCUUUUUUCUCCUUGGGAAAUUAAUGUACAAUAUUUCCGUGCUGUGCCUUUAAGACGAUGUAAACGCCCUCUUCAUAUAUAAACAUGUGCAUUUGGACACAUUUACAUAGAUUGGUCAAAAAGUGUUGCGAGCUACAUUUUGCAUUAUGUUUGCAUCAAUUCGAUAUUUCUACUAUGACCCCUUUAAGGGACACAGUGAGUGUGUGCGGUUGUAGACACCGUCGAGUGUUUGUCUGACUGCUGUGUCAGUGUUUCUGUCAUGCACUGGACCUGAUAGCUCUCAUGUAUCAAGCACAUUCUGUAUAUGUAUAUCCGUUUUCUUGUGAAACGAUUGGAUGCUAUCCAUGCUGCUGUACAUCAUUAGCAUUUGGUUGAUAACCUUCCUGAACGUGCACCAAAUGUCUUUCAUGGUUUGUGAAUGUGGUUUUUGAAGUCAGUGCAAUAAAAUCAUAAUUGUGAUAAA